AUGGCACCUAAUUUCAUUAAUUCAACAUUUCUUACAAGAUCAAAACGUGGAGUCUUUAAUAUUGGUGGCUCCGAAAAUAACCCUGAGAUUCAAGGAUCGCACAAUAUCGUUCAUAUUGGUCUCAAUCCAAAAAGGAUAGGUGAAGAAACACUUAUGCGUAAAAUUGGUCAACAGACUGGCAGAGUAGCAGAAAGUGCUGCUGAUAUGAUAUCUGCUCCUGCUGAAUGGGUCAAUCAUAUGCAGGAUAACUGGUAA
Molecule: messenger RNA, 255 nt
Organism: Rotaria sp. Silwood2
Lineage: Eukaryota; Metazoa; Rotifera; Eurotatoria; Philodinida; Philodinidae
Source: the annotation of a GenBank genome assembly